GUCAGUUGGUUGCUCUCCUCUCCUCGCCCGUGAACAUGGUGCGGACUAAAGCAGACAGUGUCUCAGGCACCUACAGAAAAGUGGUGGCUUCCCGAGCCCCCCGGAAGGUGCUGGGUUCCUCCACCUCUGCCACCAACUCCUCGUCUCUUUCAUCAAGAAAAGCUGAAAAUAAAUAUGCAGGAGGGAAUCCAGUUUGUGUGCGCCCAACUCCCAAGUGGCAAAAAGGAAUUGGAGAAUUCUUCAGACUGUCCCCUAAAGAUUCUGAAAAAGAGAAUCGGGUUCCUGAAGAAGCAGGAAGCAGUGGCUUAGGAAAAGCAAAGAGAAAAACAUGUCCUUUGCAACCUGAUCACACAGAUGAUGAAAAAGAAUAGAACUGUGUUAUUCAUCCUUGACUUAUGUCUUCUGUUUAUUCUGGUAUUCUAGGAUGUAUAUUUGCAUUAAUGUUUCAGUUAAUCUUGAUGAAUAGAUAUUUAAUUAAAAAACAAGUCUUACAUUUAGUAAAACAAAAGUAAGUGGUUAUGAUACUGGAGAGUUUAUAAGAUUAAUUAUGAUUACUUAGCUGAGUAUUCAGUCUAAUGCAGUUAUGGUCUCUUUUACCUGUUAUUAGCUUCUUCUGUUAGUAGUUUGGCUAAAAACAAAUCAUUGUAUGAUGCUCUAUGAAUCUGUUGUAUUUGAGAUUUGCUUAGAUCUUUGUACUGAUGUCAUUUUAAUUGGCAUUUGAUUAUUUAAAUGGUGCCAUGUUUAAUUUCUUCUUAAAAGCAGAGUUAGAUUUUUGCACGUUAAAAAUUUUCAGUAUUAAACUGAACCUAUACUUUUUUCAAAGAAAGGAGGCCAAAGAUGCAUUGUUGAAAAAAUUUGGAUGACUAUAUUUUUAGAAAAAUUUUAGGGAUAUUUGGCCAUGAAGGCUUAAAUGAUUGGUCAAACUUCUAACAACAAAAAAUGAAAAUUUAGCACAAAAUCUGGCAGCAAGUUUCCAUAGACUACAUUAAAUGAGAGGCAUUCUCCUAGAAUAUGCAUUUGAUUUAAUGUCAUCGACCUUUGAGCCUAUGAUUUUAAAGUUCAAAAGCAAUAAAACAUGAAAGGCAGAUCAUGCUAUAAACCUGGAGCUGUGUCUAAAGUUCUUCAUGCUACCAUUAUACAUUUCAAGAUUUCUAGGGCUAUAAUCGAAAUGGUAUAUUACUUAGUAUUAGUAUCUUGCUUCCUCGUUACACUUUUUGCUCACAAAUUGUCAAAAUUAACCACGU
This is a messenger RNA of Condylura cristata (star-nosed mole), 1244 nucleotides long. RefSeq names its product KIAA0101 ortholog (gene PCLAF). The coding region runs from base 36 to 371 and encodes 111 amino acids. Lineage: Eukaryota; Metazoa; Chordata; Mammalia; Eulipotyphla; Talpidae. Gene Ontology annotation, cellular component: nucleus. The record is from RefSeq and is a predicted model, not a curated record. Gene Ontology annotation, molecular function: chromatin binding. Gene Ontology annotation, biological process: regulation of cell cycle; translesion synthesis. The transcript has 4 exons.